Molecule: messenger RNA, 2664 nt
Organism: Poeciliopsis prolifica (blackstripe livebearer)
Lineage: Eukaryota; Metazoa; Chordata; Actinopteri; Cyprinodontiformes; Poeciliidae
Gene: pstpip2
Product: proline-serine-threonine phosphatase interacting protein 2
Exons: 14
Coding region: 71-1084 (337 amino acids)
Biological process (GO): actin filament polymerization
Cellular component (GO): actin filament; plasma membrane; cytoplasm
Molecular function (GO): actin filament binding
Source: RefSeq, a predicted model, not a curated record
GUUCACUUGACCGACCGUGUUUGUUGCAGAGGGAAUACACACGCUCGCUCUGCCGCUGGCUGUUUCAGUCAUGAAGGACCUUCACUUCAAAGACUUUUUCUGGUGUCCAGAUCUGACCUCCACUGUUGGCUACGAUGCCAUCAUUCAGUAUCUCAAUGACGGAAAAAGAACAUGCAAAGAGGUGGAGGACUUCAUGAAAGCUAGGGCUUCAAUCGAAGAAAGGUACGCCAAAGACUUGCUUGGUUUGUCCAAGAAAGUUUGUGGACACAAUGAGAUGAACACAUUAAAAAGAUCGCUGGAUAUGUUUAAGCUACAGACUGAACAUGUUAGUCUAUCACACUUACAACUGGCACAGAGUAUGAGGGAAGAGGUCAAGAAACUGGAAGACUUCAAAGAAAAGCAGAAAGAAGCAAGGAAAAAAAUAGAACAACAGAUGGAUGCUCUCCACAAACAGAAGUCCUCAUACUUUAAGAAGACGAUGGAUUCCAAGAAAACAUAUGAGCAGAAGUGUCGUGACAAAGAAGAAGCGGAUCAGAACAUGAACCGAAACACUAACACGAACAACACCAAGCUUGUGGAAAAGCUCCAUUCAAAAGCUCAGCAGGCAAAACUGAAUGCAGAAGAAGCAGACAGAUUAUACCAACAGAAUGUUAUAACUCUGGGGAAAAUUAGAGAUGACUGGCUGAAGGAGCAUGUGAACGCCUGCGAGAUAUUUGAAAAACAGUCAAUAGAACGUAUUACCUUCCUGAGGAACACAGUGUGGACUCAUCUCAACCAGCUUUCACAGCAAUGUGUCACCAGCGAUGAGCUAUAUGAGGAAGUGAGGAGGUCACUAGAGCAAUGUGAUGUCCAGGAAGAUAUCGAGCACUUUGUAAAUCUCAGACGGACCGGAGACAAACCCGCAGCUCCAGUCGUGUACGACAACUUCUACACAGGACUAAGGUCUCAAACUGGACCACCGCCUUCCCGGAUGCCUCCACCAGCUGUGAGAAGGGGACCACUUCCUGAUCCAACACAGAACAACAGAGAUGACUCGCACCACGCUUUGGUGCAGGAUGGAGAGUACAGUGUAAUCCAGUAUUAACACAUACAGCUCCACCAGUUUCAGACUUGCCCGUUAUAGCCCAUUACUUCCCCUUUUUAGGCUUCCUGUAAACACACACGGUCAUAUCAGAUGGAAAAUUUGUGUCAUAACUAUCUGCUCAGACUAUGUUUCACUUUAGGUUUCGUCAUGUGUUGAAUGUGCUUUAUGAAAUAAAAUAAAUAGGUUUGAAGCUAAUGUAUAAAAUAAAUUUAUUGAUCAUAAGCACUCAUGAUCAGUAUUUUCACUUCACAGAAACUUACAUAAAUCUUAAGCCAAUAAUGCAAAUUUAAUUGCAGUGUGAAUUCUGUAGUUAGGUUGGAUUAUAUAUUUGUUUAUAUUAACUGUGCUUUGAUUAAUUUUUUUGCAUUAACUUAAGACUUUCCCAGAUUUAAACAUGCCAUUUGUUUACCAGUUUUCAUUUCCUUGUUGAUGUGAAAGUGACUGACCACUGUCUCGUGAGUGGCAAGAUUCUCACAUUUUUAAUGCAAGGGCAAAAAAAGUCCCAAUCUAUGUUAUUUAUUAACUUGAAGUUGUUAAAUUUUUGCAAAAACAGCCCUCUUUCAAAUCCACAUCUAAAGAGGAUGUACAUAUAAAUGAUAUAACCUCAUAAUAUCUAUAUCUUCACCAUCAAUCCUUUCAUCUAAAAUCUCAUAAAAAAGAGUGAAAUUAUUGAAGCUAUGCCCUUUGAAUUUGUCAUUCUGUAUUUUUAUUAAUGUAUUAGUGAAAUGAAGUUGAGUUUGAGACGGUGGAAAAAAGGAAAUACUGUUGCUUCAUCCGUCUUCAUUCCUACUACACUUUCAGAGAAUUUCAUAACUUGUGAAUUUUUUUUCACAUUUUGCCAUGUCACAACCAUAAACUUCAACGUUUUGUGUGGAAGUCGUAUGUGUAUGACGGAGCAAAACACAACGGAGUGCAUAAUUGUUAAAUCGAAGGAAAAUUAUUGUUUUUAAAUAUUUUUGAUAAAAAAUUUCCUGAAAAGAGUGGUGUGACUUUCUAUUCAGUGCUUGUUAACCCUGUAAGAAUCCAAAGCAACCAAGAACAAUGGAAAUAGUAACUGCAUAAUGUCUGAAACUUUGCAGAUUACAUAGAGGCCUUGUAAAGAGCGAGGGCUAGCUAACCCUUCCUGUGGUAAAUAAUCCUGAAACAUACAAUCAAUGCGUCCCAGUUGAGAAUCUUCACAAUUUCUGUUCACAUGUAUUCUGAUUCCCUCUAUUUCUCAAAAAAAUGUAUCCCAGUUUGUAGUUGUGAAGAUAUGUCUCAGAAUACUCUAUGGUAAGAGACGGUUCCACAAAGUACUGACUUGGGGGAGCUAAAUAUGAUGCAUUCCAGACUUUUUUCUUUAUUUGUAAAACAAACAAAAAUACAACAGUGUCAGCUUCCUUUCAUUUUACAAAUAUGCGCUGCUUAGUAAUAGACUGUUGCAUAAAAUCCCAAUAUAGUUCACCGGCAUUUACUUGUGUCGCAUUGUAAGAUGCGACACAAGAAUCUAAAUCUUUCUAGACAAGUCAGCAAUUUUUAUUGUGGCUACACAACUUGUUUUUUACGUCUGUUAUUUUCCCCAAAACAUUGCUCUGCUACUG